Sorghum bicolor (sorghum) is the source of this 2009-nucleotide messenger RNA. RefSeq lists its product as uncharacterized. Gene Ontology annotation, molecular function: protein binding. The transcript is spliced from 2 exons. NCBI's taxonomy places the organism in Eukaryota, Viridiplantae, Streptophyta, Magnoliopsida, Poales, Poaceae. Bases 201 to 1667 code for a protein of 488 amino acids. The record is from RefSeq and is a predicted model, not a curated record.
UUUUUUCGACAAGGCAUGUGUAUAAAAAAAAAAGUGACUUUCCAGCCGUCAAGACGAGUGAGUCCGCAACGAGUGCAGACGCGCACACUCGAGCUCCAGCCGUCGUCCAGCGAGUCCCCGAACCCCGAAUCCCUAAAUCCAAGAUUCGCCGUCUCGGGCGUUUCCGCUCCGCUCCUCUCCCACGGUCGGCCGACCCCGCGAUGGCGUCGGCGUCGCCGCCGGCGCCACGCCGGAGCGCCAGAGCCCGCCGUCUUCCUCCACGUCUGGCCGACAGCGCGAUUCAGGCAUCGACGUCGGCACGACCCCGGACCGCCAGAGCCCGCCGUCCUCUCCCACAGCCGGCCGACGGCGCGAUGGCAUCGACGUCGUCGGCGCCACGGCGGUCCUCCAGAGUCCGCCGUCUUCCUCCACGUCUGGCCGACAGCGCGAUUGAGGCAUCGACGUCGGCGCGACCCCGGGCCGCCAGAGCCCGCCGUCCUCUCCCACAGCCAGCAUCGACCUCGGCGCGACGGCGGGCCGCCAGAGGCCCCGCCGCGCAGCCCGUCUUCCUCCCCGACGAGAUCUGGGAGUACAUCUUCCUGCGCCUCGACGCCGCGGUCGACCUCGUCCGCGCCUCCGCCGCCUGCUCCUCCUUCCGCCGCAUCGUCUCCGAACCCCAGUUCCUCCGCCGCUUCCGGUCCCUCCUCUCCCCUGGAAUCCUCGGGCUCAUCACUUCUAGCGGAUACCGACGAUUCUUCCCCGCCGGGCCGCCCCACCGCACCGCCCCGGAAGCCCGCGCGCUCGGGCAAGCCGCUGACUUCGUCUUCUCCUUCGUCCCGAACCCUUUCUCGUGGCACUUUCGCCACGCCCGCGACGGCCGCGUCCUCCUCUCCCGGCUCAUCUCCAUGGAAAUCCGAUUGGAGGAUUUCGUAGUCUGCGACCCCCUGUAUCGCCGGUACGUCAUGAUUCCCCGCAUACCCGACGACCUCAUUGCGGCCUCCACCCAAUACACCAUGUCGCGGCAUUUGUUACCCGUUCUGGCUCCAGCUGGCGAGAAUGACGAGGAGGGAUCGUUCAGAGUUAUCUGCACAGUGCUUUUCGAAGACAAGGUCAUGGCUUUCGUCUUCUCAUCCUGUAACCAGACGUGGCGAGGUAUUACUAGCACGAUCUCUUUGCCUGAUGGAGUUAUUGAAUACAUGACCUACUAUGCGCACGGCUGCCUCUACUGGAUCGUUGGUUUGACACUCAAUUCGCUAAUGCUUGAUAUAAGUGAGAUGAAAUUCUCCAUCAUUGACCUCCCGCCCCACAGUUUUGAUUCAACGAGUGGCAUUGUUGAGUGUGCCAUUGUUGAGACAGCGGAUGGCAGACUCGGGUGCUUAACUAUUGUUGAUGGCACAGCCGACCUGUAUUGCAAGAAUUGGCAAAGCAAUUGUGUUGGCGGACAAGAGUGGCUGCAUGACAAGCGAAUUUCAUUGCCCAAGGAUUCUGGGAUCACUUAUAAUUGGGAGGUUGAGGGCACAGCAGGACAUUACUUAGCUCUAGUAGGUGAGUCGUCGCGAAAUUCUGAACAUAUUGUGGUGGACAUCAAGACAUUUCUUGUUGAGAAUCUCUGCAUCUCGUCAAAUGGUGCGAUCUUUGGUUUUCCUUAUGCAAGAUUUCCACCACCAUUGGAACUGCCAAGCAUAUGAAAUGAUGAUGAAGAAGAGGCACAAGAUUGAGCGGGACAUGAGCAUCGGCAAGGAAGGCAGAUGGCCAAAGAAUCAGCAGGUGUAUGAACAAGUAGUUUGUGGUGAUUGAGGGUUGUCAUCACUAGCCAACAUCAUGUCGUUUGGCAGCUUGGCCAUGCAUUCCUAGCUAGCAAGCUCUAGCUGUUAAAGGGAACCAGAGACAGCCAAGACGACACCUUUUUCCGCCUUGUGAAUUUUAUCAUGAUGUGAUAUUGGUGUACGACAUGUUAUGAGAUUGCUAGACUGAAUUGUACAAUUGCGUUAUUGGCUUCAGAGAAGAAUAAAUUGUAGUUAAAAAAGAAA